AUGUCUACUCCAAAGGAGCCAUGUUGGUUCCACUGCCUCUUCGAAGUCAUGGACAACCAUCAUUCUUGCUCUGGCUCACUCCAAUGUCAUCGACGAUUACACUCUACCGUUGAAUUGCUCAAUAACGGCGACAAGCCUGACGAUGCUUCUCCUAUUAUUCACAUGCUCCGCGUUGCCGGAAACAAUGGUUACGUUUCUUUGUGCAUGCAGCUUAAUGGCUACGUCAUAGAACAUGGGCUUGUCUCAGAUACGCACCUUUCCAAUUCGCUGAUGAGAUUUUACAAAACAAGCAACUCACUGGAAGAUUUUACAAAACAAGCAACUGUUUGA
This is a messenger RNA of Microthlaspi erraticum, 330 nucleotides long. The record is from the annotation of a GenBank genome assembly. Lineage: Eukaryota; Viridiplantae; Streptophyta; Magnoliopsida; Brassicales; Brassicaceae.